AUGUUUAUUAGAAAGAGAAAAAUCAAAAUCCUCGUGCUAUUUGCUCUGGGAAUUGCUGUUAUUUCCUUUGCCGUACGUUCUGUUGUGCAAUCACAGCUCAAUAAAGAAAUUGUCUAUUUCAAACGAUAUUUUGAAGAGAAAAAGGAUGUGAUAGACCUCUUUAAUCCACUCGCAAUUAAACAGAUCCCGGAGGAGGUCAUUGAUCAGCUAUACAAGACAGCAUUGCAGGAUUCCAGCAAAAAAAACCCAAAAAAUCAAAUUGAUUGGUCAAAAUAUGCAUAUGUUACCUAUGCUACACAUGCCAAUUAUAUAUGUAAUAGUCUGAUAAUCUUUGACGCUUUGAAAAGUUACGGAACGAAAGCAAAACUUGUUCUUUUAGUGUCACAAGAUCUGGUAGAACCAGAAAAGUACGAUGACUUUGAAAUUGUUAAUUCUCUGCUACGUCGUUUAACGGAAGUUGGCGGCGAUCAAGUAAUUAUCAAGUUCAUGAAGAUUAAUAAGAAGUCUUCAGAUGACACUCAGUGGAGCUACAGUUUGAAUAAACUGGAAGUGUUUAAUCAAACAGAAUUUGACAGGGUAAUAUACAUGGACAACGACGCCAUAUUGCACGAUAACCUUGAUGAAUUAUUUUUCCUUCCUGAUUACAUAAAAUUUGCGGCGCCAUUAGCCUACUGGGACUUAAAAGAGCAUGAUAUCACCGCAUCAUACAAUGAAGUGAGAAACUACGAAAAGCUUCCUAUCAAUUUGGAAAGGUACAAUGAUAAAAUUAUUCCAAGGAUAAAAAAGCACAAGAUGAUAUAUAACCACUUGCCAAGUUUGCCACCAAACUUGUUUUUGGAUACUCAGAAUGUUGCUCAAGAUAUAAUUCGUUCAGAGUUUUCAUUUUCAUCUAUGUUUGAUCACCACAUUACGAAACAACCCAAUAAAAUCAAUUUUGCUUCAAAUUUAAUGGUAAUCAAGCCUUCUCAAGAGACCUUCAAAUUACUUAGAGACUACUUGAUUCCUGCAUAUUUGAAGAAAGAGGAGGGAUAUGACAUGGACUUGAUUAACAAUGAUCUUUACAAUAUGAAAAAACUAAUACGUAAGCAGUUCAACUAUUUCCGUAGAAUAAGAACUCACUUUGUUCCAGAAGUAUUGGUACUACCAUUCGGUAGAUAUGAUGUAUUAACGGGAUCCAUAAAGAAUAGACAUGAACAAAGUAUGUUGAAGAAUGAUGUUAUAGGGUACAGAAGAGUAAAUUCCGAGGGCGAAGAGCUACCGAAGAGUGUUGAUGAAGUCAUCCAAGAUGCCAAAUACAUACAUUUUUCAGAUUUCCCUCUUCAAAAACCUUGGGAAUACGAAUCAUUCGAGGAAAUUGAAUGUCACGCUGACGAAUUGAAGGACAAUACUAUUGAAGAGCCUGAGAAGACCUGCACAGCUUGGAAUUCUGCUUACCUCACUUACAUGUACAGUCGCAAUAUUUGUUGGAUUGGUGAAUAG
This is a messenger RNA of Zygotorulaspora mrakii, 1479 nucleotides long. It is a transcript of the gene GNT1, whose product is annotated as glucose N-acetyltransferase. Lineage: Eukaryota; Fungi; Ascomycota; Saccharomycetes; Saccharomycetales; Saccharomycetaceae. The transcript has a single exon. The record is from RefSeq and is a predicted model, not a curated record. The coding region runs from base 1 to 1479 and encodes 492 amino acids. Gene Ontology annotation, molecular function: glycosyltransferase activity.